This is a messenger RNA of Drosophila eugracilis, 3608 nucleotides long. It is a transcript of the gene shd, whose product is annotated as ecdysone 20-monooxygenase. Lineage: Eukaryota; Metazoa; Arthropoda; Insecta; Diptera; Drosophilidae. The record is from RefSeq and is a predicted model, not a curated record. The transcript has 7 exons. Bases 1409 to 3037 code for a protein of 542 amino acids. Gene Ontology annotation, molecular function: oxidoreductase activity, acting on paired donors, with incorporation or reduction of molecular oxygen; heme binding; iron ion binding.
CUGCUGCUGCUGCCGCUGUAAUGUGUUGCAUAAAUUUGCCACAAGUAAACAUUUCAAUAAGCCUUGAGGCGUUGUUUCUUGGCAAACUUUCAUUGAGUUUCUAUAUGCGAAAAAGAAAAAAGAAUACAAACACACAUGGGUUCUUAUCAGCAGCAUGGGCGCUACGAAGAUGAGAGAGUCGGUAGACAGAGAGCGAGAGUGAUUGGCGCUAUCAAUACAGGGGGGAUUCAAUAACUAGAACUUUGGGUUAAACUUUUUUUUUUACAUAUUAAACUGAAAGAAAUAUUUUUUGUUAAGAUUUAAGUAAUCCUUUUAAUACCCUUACUUCUUAUCAGGAAAAAGACUGCAUACUUAUUGGCGCUCUACUGUACUUAAUAAUGAUUUCGAUUAUUAUUUUUAUCUUCAUAAUAUUUAUCUUUUUUAGUUAAAAAACAUUAUAUCUUAGCCAUAGAAACAGCCAUAAAACAAAAUUUUAUUCGUGACAGAUGUUAGUUCUAGUUACCGACGUUCGACUGUAAAACUCUCAAGCUGAGAACACCUCGGGGAACCCGAAGAGCGGCGACAGCAGCAGCAGCAGCAGCAGGCACGAAGAACCUUACUCACUGAAAAACGGAUUCGAACAGCUGGUCGAGAUCGGGCAGAGAUCGAUCGAUCGAUGGAUGGAUGGCUCGUUGGAUCGGUCCGAUCGCUGUAAGCACUUGUUGCGUGGUUGGUGGUUCUCUAUUAAAUCGCCUCCCAUCGUGAGUUCCGAUGGUUGCAUGCGUGUGUGUGUUUGUUUGUUCGCGUGAGUGAGUGCCGAGUCGAACGUUUGGUAGUGUGUGUGUAUGUUUGUGUGCGUUGGGCUCGGCUCAGCAUUUCCCCCAUUCAAAAAAACGGAGCGAUUCAGUCUUUGACUAAGCGUCGCAGUUGUCGCAACCAAAAGAGAGAGAGAGACGCCAUAACAGGGAUCGCGGAGGAGAUCAGAGAUCGGAGAUCGGAGAUCUGGGAUACGGUUGCGGGCUCGGUCAAUCCGGAAUAGUCAGUGUCCCUGGCCAAGGCUUAAAUCUAAUUAUUGUGUUUAAUUAACUAACUAACUUAAAUAGAACACUAAAACAUAGACGGACCAACUAAAAAAAAAAAACGAGCGUGGGUCCAAAAGUGCAAUUUCUGUCUGUGAUUAGAAGUUUCUAUUGUUUUUCGCCAGAAACUACGAUUAGCUAAAGCUUUAAAAAAUAAUAAAUAACAACAAUAAAUGUGCAAUGUAAAAAGCAAAAGUGAUGCAACAUCUAAAUAUUUAUUAAAUAUUAUUCUGGCUAAGUGAUAAUGAAAGCAUUAGUAAUGCUAAUCAAAAUGCCAACAAGUCGGAUCUAGCCUGCAGAGGAUCUAAACUUAUUGGAUUUAAAAGAAAAAACACAUUUAAGUGCGCCCCAUGGUAAUGGCCGUGAUACUGUUGCUGGCCCUGGCACUUGUACUCGGCUGCUACUGUGCUCUCCAUCGGCACAAAUUGGCAGAGAUCUAUCUACGGCCGCUUUUAAAGAAUACGCCGCUGGAGGAUUGCUAUCAUGCUGCGCCCAUUGAACCGGAGGCUCCUAGGAAGCGAAAACGUGGCAUCUGGGAUAUUCCUGGGCCGCAGAGGAUUCCCUUUCUGGGCACUAAAUGGAUAUUCUUGCUCUUCUUUCGCCGCUACAAGAUGACCAAGCUGCACGAGGUAUAUGCGGAUCUCAACAGGCAAUAUGGUGACAUAGUACUAGAGGUAAUGCCCUCCAAUGUGCCCAUCGUGCACCUGUACAAUCGCGAGGAUCUGGAAAAGGUGCUGAAAUACCCCAGCAAGUAUCCAUUCCGACCUCCCACCGAGAUCAUCGUGAUGUAUCGUCAAUCCCGACCGGAUCGUUAUGCGAGUGUGGGAAUUGUCAACGAACAGGGACCAAUGUGGCAGCGUUUGCGAUCCUCCCUGACCUCCAGCAUUACUUCUCCCAGGGUCCUACAGAAUUUCCUGCCAGCCUUGAAUGCAGUUUGUGAUGAUUUCAUCGAACUACUGCGAGCUAGACGAGAUCCUGAGACCCUGGUGGUACCCAAUUUCGAGGAGCUAGCCAAUCUAAUGGGUCUGGAGGCCGUCUGCACUUUGAUGUUGGGCAGGCGGAUGGGUUUCCUGGCUGUGGAUACCAAACAGCCACAGAAAAUCAGCCAACUUGCCGCAGCUGUCAAACAGCUUUUCAUCUCUCAAAGGGACUCGUACUACGGUUUGGGUCUGUGGAAAUAUUUUCCCACCAAGACCUACAGGGAGUUCGCCCGGGCCGAGGACUUGAUCUAUGAUGUGAUAUCCGAGAUCAUCGAUCACGAGUUGGAGGAACUCAAAAAGUCGGCUGCCUGUGAGGAUGACGAGGCAGCUGGUUUGCGGAGUAUCUUCCUUAAUAUUCUGGAGCUCAAGGAUCUGGAUAUAAGAGACAAGAAAUCGGCUAUUAUAGACUUUAUAGCCGCGGGCAUAGAAACGUUAGCCAACACCUUGCUGUUCGUGCUGAGUUCUGUUACUGGGGAUCCUGGGGCUAUGCCUCGUAUCCUGAGUGAAUUCUGUGAGUAUCGGGAUACGAAUAUCCUGCAGGAUGCUCUGACGAAUGCCACAUACACGAAGGCCUGUAUACAGGAGUCCUACAGACUGAGGCCUACGGCGUUUUGUCUGGCCAGAAUUUUGGAGGAGGACAUGGAGCUUUCGGGUUACUCGCUAAAUGCAGGGACCGUGGUGCUCUGUCAGAACAUGAUAGCCUGCCACAAGGACAGCAAUUUCCAAGGAGCCAAGCAGUUUAGUCCAGAGCGAUGGAUUGAUCCUGCCACGGAGAAUUUCACAGUGAAUGUGGACAGUGCCAGUAUUGUAGUGCCCUUCGGAGUGGGUCGAAGAUCCUGUCCGGGAAAACGUUUCGUGGAAAUGGAAGUGGUGCUGCUGCUAGCUAAGAUGGUCCUGGCCUUCGAGGUGAGCUUUGUGAAGCCUUUGGAAACAGAAUUUGAGUUCCUGCUGGCUCCCAAAACUCCACUCAGCCUAAAACUGAGUGAUAGGGUUUUCUGAUCUGAUAGAAAACUGACCCCCAAACACUGCCUAAGCUCAGGCGUUUUGUAUCAAAUACAACUAAAAUAGCUAAGAACUGAACCAUUAAGUGAAAUUAAUGUAAAAUAUUAUUAGGAUUCGUGACAUAUGUAUAUCCUUUGUCCCUGAUGACCCAGCAUCAGCAGCCUAGUCCUGUGAAGCAAUCAAAAUGAAAAGCAAAAACAACCAAUUAAAAUAAUUUUACAAAUUUAUGCUGACUGGAUGUAAUGUAGAUGUAAAAAAAAAUGUCAUGUUUUGUUGUAAUUACCCAUGUAGAUAACGAUUAAUCUUAUAAUUAUUGUUUAGUUUUAGCAUUUAAGUAGCAGCAAUUGUUUUUUGAGGAAAGACUGUGUUUAAGUUUUGUUUUUCAUGAUUUUAACAAGUUUACACACACCGUUUUUUGUACAUAGUUUUGAAAAUUGAACACUCAUCUUGUGUACAGUUUAAUUUUAAUUGUAUUUAUUCAAGUGUUUCUACUGCCCAAGCAAGCGUUUUUAUUUCAUCUCUAUAUCUGUGAAUAUUUUUGUUAAAAGAAAUAUAAUAUUCAAAUGAA